Molecule: messenger RNA, 4162 nt
Organism: Hymenoscyphus albidus
Lineage: Eukaryota; Fungi; Ascomycota; Leotiomycetes; Helotiales; Helotiaceae
Source: the annotation of a GenBank genome assembly
GUGUGUUAGAGAGCGGGGGUACUUGGAUCCCUCGAGCCCUACCCUAGGGUCGCCUGUCUCUCACUGAUGGACUCCCAACCGCUCACAGCGCCUAGUCAGCGGACCCUACCGAGUAGAACUGCCUAGAUCGGUGGCUAGAGCUAGGUACUCCGUACCUACGCUACGCAACCUACGCGAAUGCCCCCAAGCGGCACCAUUUCCCCCACACCCGCUGGCAGCGCCAUAACUGUUUUGAUGCUGCUGUACUCGCAACUGCCAGAGAUGAUUCCCCGAACAUCCCACCAACCUUCUCGCUCUCCUGAUGAAUCCACCGACUCCCACGCCCAUUCCCAUUCCCACUCCCCCCCGUAUUCCCUUGCUGGGCUUCCACAAUCAGACGCCACCCCGAAUACCACCAUAGCACCAGCCACUUCAGCUACAGCUAAAAAUUCUGUCCCCCUCCUCUCCUUACCUCCUCCUCGUCCUUCUCAAAUAGGAGACUCACCGCCGCAGCCUGCCGGCAAUGAGUCAAGCAGAUUUCGUCGACAGCCUCACUCAAGUGCAACUACAUCAAACAUCUCCACAUCUUACCCUCUUCAAUCCUUCUCCGAUAACCCUCCGAGAGAAGCCUCUGCCUCUGCCUUCUUUGAAGACCAAGACCUUGACGACGAAUAUGCAUCGCGACGAAACCCAAGUAGACCAUUCAUAACCCCGCUGAAAGCGCUCUGGCGACUCAUGUCAAAAUCACCCCUCCUCUUGCGCUCGUCGCCCGGCUUUGGCACCGGGUCAUACGGCGCCGCUCCCGUGGGCGUAUCGACCGAGAAUAGUGAAGAAGAAGACAGUGAUGAUAUACGAAGCAGAGACAAAUGGAAGAAGAGAACAUCGGGUUUAAGAAAUGCCUUGAGUACGGGGACUCUUACGGGAACACAAUCGAGUACCUCGGAUUCAGAAUCAUCACACAAAAAUGCUCGCAGAAGAACUUCUGGCAGCAGGAGACGGAAAAAUGGCUCACGGAAAUCAAGUGUAGCGGAUGACCUUGGGAUUACAAGCAAAAAUGGCUCUGGGGGAAUUCCUAUACCGAUUAUUGGGGGUUCGGUGGAAGAAGGAACUCCAAGCUGCGAUGAAUCACCGGUCUUGGACAGCUCGGACGAAGCUAUCGAUGACGACCUUCCCUACAACGAAGAGGAUCCACCCGACAACUCUAUAUACCCUCAAGUCCGAGCGUCGGUUUCGGCUGUCGACAAUACGACUCUUUCUAUAAACACCCCACGAAUGUGGUUUCUUUCCAUGUUAUUUGCCAUUCUUGGAUCUUCAACGAAUCUUUUCUUUUCUCUUAGAUACCCCAGCGUUUCCAUUACACCAGUUAUCGCACUUUUACUUGUUCAUCCACUCGGUCUUUUAUGGGACCGAAUACUCAAAAGAAAAAAUGACCCCACAGAAGAUUUUGUAGAUGGGUUACGAAGUACACGACCCUCAGAUGACGAAAGCGAGGCCAACUCGCAAAACACUUUACAACAAAAGUUUACCAAGCCUUCAAAGAUACGUCGUUUCCGGCUAUGGCUUUCCCAAGGAAGAUGGAACGAAAAGGAGCAUAGCUGUGUUUAUAUCAGCAGUAACAUCUCCUUUGGAUUUGCAUUUGCUACCGAUGUAAUUGUUGAGCAAACCAAAUUUUACAAUCAAGAAGUUAGCAUCACAUACCAGCUACUUUUGAUCCUCUCAACCCAAAUCCUUGGCUAUACCUUUGCUGGUUUAUGCCGAAGAUUUCUCGUACGACCCGGGGGGAUGAUUUGGCCGGGCACCUUGAUGUCAGCUGCCAUGUUUACAACUUUACACAAGGAAAAGAAUGAAGUUGCCAAUGGAUGGAAAAUCACUCGAUGGAAGUUCUUUUUUGUCGUUUGGAUAUGUUCAUUCGCAUUCUACUUCCUUCCAGGAUUACUCUUCCCGGCUUUGAGCUAUUUCAGUGUCAUUACCUGGAUUUGGCCAAAGAAUGUCGUGGUUGCCAAUUUAUUUGGUGUCGCCUCUGGACUUGGACUGUUUCCGGUCACUUUUGAUUGGGCGCAAAUCGCCUACAUUGGUUCUCCACUCCUUACGCCUUUCUGGGCUGCGAUGAAUGUGGUGGGUGGUCUGGUUAUAGUUAUGUGGAUUCUCGCCCCAAUCGCAUAUUACAAAAACAUUUUCUUUUCCUCAUACAUGCCGAUAUUAUCAUCCGCUGUUUUUGAUAAUACCGGUAAUAUAUACGAUGUCAGCAAGAUAUUGACGCCAGACUUUCUGUUUGACAAAGAAGCAUAUCACAACUAUAGCCGAGUUUAUCUACCAAUCACGUAUGUGUUGAGUUAUGGAUUGCAAUUUGCCGCUCUAGCAUCGCUGUUAACACAUACUGCUUGUUGGCAUGGGUCUGAUAUCUGGAAACAAUGGAAGACCUCUCUGAAGGAGGUAGAUGGAUUGAGCAAGACAUCGUAUCAACCACUGCCAUCUAACGGGGCUUCGAAUGUUUUAUCAAAUGGAUAUAAUCAGCCAUCAAAGAGGGGUCGAAGAAGACCAUCAGUGGCAGAAUCCCAGGCUGAUAACAUCAUCACCCAGGAGGAUGUGCAUAAUCGGUUGAUGAGAAGAUACAAGGAUGCGCCUAUAUGGUGGUAUCUUGCUACAUUUGUUUCCAUGACGGCGGUAGGUAUUUUUGUGGUAGAAUAGUAAGUUUAUUUUCCUCGAGAGUAUUUGUCUACGCCCACUAACUUCCACAGUUAUCCCGUCCAUCUACCUUGGUAUGGUCUUCUACUCGCCUUGGGUAUCUGUUCCAUUCUCUUUAUUCCAAUUGGCAUCGUCAUGGCCAUCACCAAUCAACACAGCAGUAUAUAUCUCAUUUGCCAACUUGUAUGCGGUGCCGUAUUCCCAGGUAGACCAGUUGCGAAUAUGGUAUUUGUAACAUACGGUUACAUUUCGUCGGCACAGGGAAUCAAGUUUUCCGCCGAUCUCAAACUUGGACAUUACAUGAAAAUCCCCCCUCGAAUCCUCUUCUCCGUUCAAAUGGUGGCAACAAUUGUCUCUUCAAUCACUCAAAUCUUCAUCCUGAACUGGAUGUUUGCCAACGUCCCAGGUAUCUGCACCCCCGAAGCCGUCAAUGGUUUUGUCUGCCCUCUUGCACGAGUUCAUUUCAACGGCUCCAUCCUUUGGGGUGUCGUUGGACCUGCCGAGUUCUUCGGUCCCAACGCGACCUACCGAAUCUUAGUCUGGGCUUUUCCACUCGGAGCCAUUGCCCCAGUUGUCCUCUGGCUCUAUGCGCGCAAUCGCAAGAAGAACAUCGUUCGAAAAAUCAACCUCCCCGUUCUCUUUGGUUCCCUCUCCUGGAUCCCUCCAGCGACUGGUCUCAAUUUCUCGGUCUGGGCACUCGUUUGCUUCGCCUUCAAUUACGUAGUGAAACGGCGGGCUGGGAAUUGGUGGGCCAAAUACACCAUGACGCUAAGUGCAGCGUUGGACUCUGGUCUCGCCUUCGGACUGGUAGUUGUCUUUUUCGGAUUCGUGUAUCCUGGCCUCAUGGAUGGGUUCAAAUGGUGGGGCACGGAGAUUUAUAAGAGAGGGUGUGAUUGGAAUGCUUGUCCUUAUAAGGUUGUUCCUAACGGAAGCCACUUUGGACCGGAUACUUGGUGAGGAAGGAGGGAUGCGUGAAGAUAUAUAUAGUGGUGGUGCUGGUUAGAUGGAAGGGCAUGCUGGAAUUACUAUGAAUGUUAUGAAUGUUAUGAAAAGAUGGCGUGGGGGUAGAUUUGCAUGUGUGAGGGAGCAUUUAAUUUUUAUGGAGUUUUAGAGUUGGGUGGGUGGUUAGGCAUUACAUUGUAUUACAUAUUACAUCGUAUGUGUUUAUGUGUUUAUUAGUAGUCUGUCUCUCUGUCUGGUUUUAGAGUAUAUAAGUCGCGUUAUAUACCUACUUUACGAUAUCCUGAGUAUAAGAUACCAAAAUUUCCAAUGAACGUAGUAUAAUCCCAUUCGAAAUUCGUAAUUGGUAAAUCGUAUAGUAUAGUAAAAGCUAUGCAAGUAUACUCGAGGAAACACCACUCAUAAUGACCGGCCUGAUCAGUGGUUACUUUAUAACGACAUGGAUCCGUCAUCAUUCAUUGGAGAAGGGACUCGAAUCCUUGAUUAUGGGUGAUGCCGAUAACUAAGUAUCUGGGUCUUAAGUUUAUUAAGGCAAGGU